CACCACCAACUGACAAGUUGCAACAAUCAGCAGCACUUCCAAGCUUAGUGUAGUGUGUGUGUGUGUGUGUCAAUCAAUCAAUACAAACAUGUCCACUGGCCGCCGCUUGCCCAAACGCUCAAUCAUUGGCACCAAAGUGUGCGCUCCCGGUCCAGACGGUCUCUGGUACUCGGGCGUCAUUCAAGACGUUAAGACACUGCCCUCGUCCACGGCAUUGGCCACGCCGCCGGAGCCAAUGCCGCCGCCCACCUAUCUGGAUGCUCAGCUAAACGCGGACACUCGCUAUAUAGUUCGCUUCGAUUUUAAGACACAAUCGGCGGUGCCGGAUUCGUCGGUUAUAGUCGAGACUCGACGCGCUGCCGCCGCAGCCAAUGUGCACAUAAGUCCGGCUCAGGCUUUGCGUCGCAACGUCAUGACCAAAGAGUUCCGUGAAACGGAUCUGAUUGGUCCAGGCUUUCGCUCGAUCAUGGGCAUACAGCUGCAUCCCGGCCAGCGUGUAUUUUUGACAUACAAUGGGCGCGAGCAGAGCGGCGAUGUAGUGCAGCAUGAUGCCAGCAAGGAUGAGGUGACUGUGAAGAUAACCACAAUUGGAAAUGAGGAACCUCUGGAGCUCAAGAAGCGUCUGGAGGAAGUGCGACUGCUGGAGUCGCGACGCUCAGCUCGUUUGGCCGAUCAGGAUCGCGACACGGACUUUGCUCGACUAGCAGACAUGGGUGGUGAUCGUCGACGCACCACACAAGCACCACACAGUAUUGAUGCCACACUGGCGUCCACGCCAAUGUACAACUCACGCAAGCGCUCGCCAAGUGACACCCAAGAUGUGGACAUCAAUGAUUGCAUUGCAGCCACGAUUCUAAUAAAUCUACAAAAGUCGUCGGGCGCUGUUGCCGACUGCUAUGGCUCCAGUCCGGGCAGCAGCUCUUCGGCCUCUUGGAGCUCUGGCUCGGCCUCGCCGCCGCUAAGCGAUGACGGCACUGCGCUUGGUCAUGGCCAUGGCACGUUGUCGCCGCACGACGCGUCGGCUAACGCACGCAUACGCACAACCUCGGUGUCCACCUCCGAUGAGGGUAUCGUGAUGGACUUCAAGGAGGAGCGUAAGAAGAAGGUGAGUGCGUUCUACGCCACAUUGACGCAGUGCUCGACUACGCAACUUUUAGAAAUGCCACAUGCUCCGAAGAAGUUCCGCUGCACCUGGAAGGGAUGCAACAUCACUGAGCUCACACAGGCAAAGAUUGAGCGGCAUGUGCGCAACAAACACUUGGGCAAAAAAGCCAGACGCCCUAUUGACUAUGACUCAAACAGCGAGCACGAGGAGGAGUUCUAUUACGAAGAGGAUGAUGACGAUGAUGAAUUGGUCAAGACGUCUAGUCCAACAUCUCCACCUACACUCAGCCACCGGGACAUGGCACGUCCGCCACACGAGGAUCCAGAAUACCAAAGACAGCUCGUUGGCAACUUCAAGCAAGCGCGCGAUGUAAACUACCGCGAUAUAAACUAUCGCGAUAUCAUCACAAGCAACCAGCCGCAUCUGCAGCUACAGGGCAGCACCACCAGUUGCUUGUCAUCAUCGCCGCUAGCACACCACAGUUACAAUUGGCCAUCUAAUGCUGCGAUAACAGUGAGUGCAUCUACAACGUCCCACCAGGCGAGCCCUGGAAACGGCAGCACCACUUCGGCGACACUCAGCAAACAUGCGCGCCCCUCGUCGCGUCCGUCCCACUCGACUGCGCCAUAUCCAUCGCCGACAUACGUCCACCAUCAUCACCACAAUUACAGCAGCAGCAGCGUUGGCAGCGCUAUCAGCAACAGCAGCAGUAGCAGUAACAGCAGCAAUAGCAACAGUCCGGUCAUACACGGCAACAACAGUGCCAACAACAUGUUGCAGCAAUUGUCGCAGCAAAACGUAACGGUGACAGCCCAUCACAACAACAAUCACAGCCACAACCAUAGCAGCAACACCGGUCAGUUACCGCAACAGCAGCAGCAGCAGCAGCAACAACAACAACAGCAGCACCACCUGUCUGGCGUGACAAUUACGCCGAACUACCAUCCACCACAGCAGCAGCAGCAACAACAGCAACAACAUGGGCGUAACCAUCAACAGAUAUCAGCAACUGCCAGCAACACUUUGGUUGCCAAUUCCGGCCAACAGGCGCCGCUGCAGCAUGUGGCUGUGCAGCAGGUAGUUAGUGCUGCCAAGCACUCGCCCAGCUCUCCCAGCCGACGCACACGUGGCGAGAAUAAAAAGUGCCGCAAGGUCUAUGGCAUGGAGCGUCGAGAUCAGUGGUGCACUCAGUGCCGGUGGAAGAAGGCUUGCAGUCGCUUUGGCGACUGAAAGCGACAGAAAUCGUCGGCGGA
This is a messenger RNA of Drosophila busckii, 2358 nucleotides long. It is a transcript of the gene Glut4EF, whose product is annotated as AF4/FMR2 family member 4. The coding region runs from base 89 to 2335 and encodes 748 amino acids. Gene Ontology annotation, molecular function: RNA polymerase II cis-regulatory region sequence-specific DNA binding; DNA-binding transcription factor activity. NCBI's taxonomy places the organism in Eukaryota, Metazoa, Arthropoda, Insecta, Diptera, Drosophilidae. Gene Ontology annotation, cellular component: nucleus. The transcript is spliced from 8 exons. Gene Ontology annotation, biological process: regulation of transcription by RNA polymerase II. The record is from RefSeq and is a predicted model, not a curated record.